AUGGGCUUCGUGCAGCGCUGCGUGGCUCGGGGCCUCUGGCCGGGGCGGGGGGGCCUGGGGGUCGGCUGGGAGCGGCUCCAGGCGCCCCAUCGCCUCUACGGCGCGGGGAUACCCGGCCUGCAGGAACGCACCCUGAUAGCGGUCAAGCCGGACGGGGUGCAGAGAAGAUUAGUGGGGGACGUGAUCCAGCGCUUUGAGAAACGGGGCUUCAAGCUUGUGGGCCUGAAGUUGCUGCAGGCCAACGAGGGGAUCCUGGCGGAGCAUUACCACGAGCUGAGAAGGAAACCCUUCUAUCACGAGCUGAUCCAGUACAUGACCUCAGGACCUGUGGUGGCCAUGGUCUGGGAAGGCCACAACGUGGUCAAGACCUCUAGAACCAUGGUGGGAGAGACGAACCCCAUGGAAGCCAAGCCAGGGACGGUCCGUGCGGACUUCAGCAUCCACGUGAGCAGGAACGUUGUCCACGCCAGCGAUUCCGUGGAGACGGCCCAGCGGGAAAUCAGCCUGUGGUUCCGCAGUGAUGAGCUGGUGGACUGGGAGAGCUGCGAUCACAAAAUCAUGUAUGAACUCUGAAGGCCUCGCCUGUACCUGGAA
Molecule: messenger RNA, 594 nt
Organism: Euleptes europaea (tarantolino)
Lineage: Eukaryota; Metazoa; Chordata; Lepidosauria; Squamata; Sphaerodactylidae
Gene: NME4
Product: NME/NM23 nucleoside diphosphate kinase 4
Exons: 5
Coding region: 1-573 (190 amino acids)
Biological process (GO): UTP biosynthetic process; CTP biosynthetic process; GTP biosynthetic process
Molecular function (GO): nucleoside diphosphate kinase activity
Source: RefSeq, a predicted model, not a curated record